ACACUGAGCAACUGAUUUGGAUAACGCUGCGAGCAAAAAGCUUCCAUUAUUUCAGAGAAUCCGCCAUUGAUAUCCAGAGGAACUUCCAUGGCUAUCUCUUCACUCUCUGCUACUAUAAUUCCAUCUCCUUCACUAUUUGUUCCCUUAUCAUCCCUUCAUCCUAAACCGAGAUUUCUUCCCUUCUCUGGUUCCUCUUCUACUGCUUUAAAGCUCAAACCCCUCCAUUUUUCGUUGCCAUCGUCUAGGGUUUAUGCUGCUCCCGAAGUUCUAGACUCCUCCGAUGCCAACGAACCGCCUCCGGAAAUCCUGGAGGACUCCGGAGCUGCCACUCUCGAGGGUGAAGAUUUUGAAGCGCCUGGAACUUCAGCAUUCAGCAUUGGUGAGGAUGUGGAUAAGCUGGCGCCAAAGCAGAAAAUUAGAAUUAAACUAAGGUCUUACUGGGUUCCCCUCAUUGAAGACUCUUGCAAGCAGAUAAUGGAUGCUGCAAGGAACACAAAUGCAAAAACCAUGGGUCCCGUGCCAUUACCUACAAAAAAGCGCAUCUAUUGUGUUCUUAAAUCUCCUCAUGUUCAUAAGGAUGCUAGAUUCCAUUUUGAAAUCAGAACCCAUCAGCGCCUAAUCGAUAUUUUGUACCCGACUGCCCAAACGAUCGAUUCGUUGAUGCAACUAGACCUUCCAGCUGGUGUUGAUGUGGAGGUCAAGCUAUAAAGAGAAGAGCUUCACCAAGGUAAUGGGUAUCUGAGGAUGUAACUAUUGAUAUAUAUCAGAGCAUGAAAUCGUGUAAACGAUAACAAUGGAACGGGUCGUAGAGACGAUAGCUGGUCCUUACGUUAUGUUUUUCUUUGUUGGUUCUUUGCUGCUUUGCAGUCUCUUAUCGAUCAUUUGUAUUAUUUUUUUUCUUCUUUUUGUACUUAAUGGAGCAAUGAAAAAUGGUGGAAUUCAAGGCCUCACAACAUUUGUCAAUAUGCAUGGUUUGGUUGACUA
Molecule: messenger RNA, 984 nt
Organism: Cucurbita moschata (crookneck pumpkin)
Lineage: Eukaryota; Viridiplantae; Streptophyta; Magnoliopsida; Cucurbitales; Cucurbitaceae
Product: 30S ribosomal protein S10, chloroplastic-like
Exons: 4
Coding region: 88-708 (206 amino acids)
Biological process (GO): translation
Cellular component (GO): mitochondrion; ribosome; small ribosomal subunit
Molecular function (GO): RNA binding; structural constituent of ribosome
Source: RefSeq, a predicted model, not a curated record